Messenger RNA from Perkinsus marinus ATCC 50983, 1392 nucleotides. RefSeq lists its product as hypothetical. The coding region runs from base 1 to 1392 and encodes 463 amino acids. The record is from RefSeq and is a predicted model, not a curated record. The transcript has a single exon. Lineage: Eukaryota; Perkinsozoa; Perkinsida; Perkinsidae. Gene Ontology annotation, molecular function: mRNA binding; metal ion binding.
AUGCCAUUAGAGUCGCCACCGCCGGGUCUGGCACCCUUGGAAAGCGUUGAGGAAAAGCAAGUGGAGCAAGAUUUGUCAGUAGAAAAGAAGGCUACUGCUCCUAGGAAGCCUCGGGUGUGUCGAGAUUGGCGACGCAGUGGUAAAUGCCGCUUUGGGGACAAAUGCAAAUUCGCCCAUAUUGACUCGCCUGAGAAGAAGAUAGAAGAUGAUAAGAAGCGAGCAGCAAAGGAAAAGGAGCGACCAGUGUGCCGUUAUUAUGCUGCUGGGAAGAAUUGCAGAUUCGGUGAGCGAUGUCGGUAUAGGCAUGAAAGAAUUGAGGAAAAGCAAGAUGAGGAGGUGAUACCGACCAGGCUGGGCAUCUCAGAUGAAGAGCAUGUGGUAAGGCUCGUUUCGGAUGGUUGGACGUGUGAGGAGGAGUUUAUGAAACUCGAACGCUUCUAUCGGAAUGCUGGGUACCGGAAGUCUGAAGGAGAUGGUUUUACUAGGGUGGACCUGACCAUCUUGUGCAGCGACCCUGAUUUCAAUCGGAUGCUUUAUACGCCAGAGGGCAUCCCGGUGGCAGUCCUGAUGCCUUCCUCGUACACAGAGAAGGGUGAGUACUCGGAGGAGCUCGUUCUUAUAGUGACUAAAAUUAGCGCGAAAAUUCCUAAGGCUGUGAGGAUACUCCUGCCGAAAAUAUUCGACAAUUAUUGUGCGAGUGUAGAGCCGCCAGUGAGCAUUUUUAAAGCACUGCAGGCGGUGGAAAAGUGCAUACCGAGUGUGUUUGAAGCCGCUGAGAAAAAGAAGGAAAUUGGCGCUUUGACGAAUGUACAGUGGGUUGAUGCUGAGAAGGAGCGGUUGGUGGAGGCAUUGGAAAAGUAUUUUGAGGUUGAUGUUGAUGAUGGCAAGUGGGAGAAAAUCUCGCAAUAUGUUGUGAGUCGUAAUGUGGAUGAGUGCCGUGCCAAAUUCAUCUCGAUACGGCAAAAUCUAUUGAGAGAACAAGAGGAGUAUGAGCGAGGAGAAGAGGAAGAAAGUGAUGAUGACGAUGAUGGUGAUCACAGUGGCGAUAGUGAUGAAAGCGAUAGUGAAGUCGAAACACCGGAUGAAAAUGCUGGUCAAGGCUUUGGUGGUCCUGAUGAUUCGGAUGAAAGCCCGAUGGAGACCGCAGAGGAGCCGGGGGCAUUCACAGUAGAUGAUGUUAAGCGGAUUGGAGUAGUGGUGAAACAGCCUUUAACGUCUAUGGUUGGUAUAUCCAUCGCGACCUGUUUAUCAUGUGAGGUCAUAAUCGCCUGCAACAGAUGCAGGAAGAUGCGGCCGAUGGUGGUAGACUUUGGGGAGGCUACCGAGCAGAGGGUUGUCGCGUGCAGUGGGAAGUGCCAUACGUGCAGUCUUGUGAACACAUAUUCGCUGUAG